This is a messenger RNA of Papaver somniferum (opium poppy), 1233 nucleotides long. RefSeq names its product putative UDP-rhamnose:rhamnosyltransferase 1. The record is from RefSeq and is a predicted model, not a curated record. NCBI's taxonomy places the organism in Eukaryota, Viridiplantae, Streptophyta, Magnoliopsida, Ranunculales, Papaveraceae. The transcript is spliced from 2 exons. Gene Ontology annotation, molecular function: UDP-glycosyltransferase activity. Bases 1 to 1233 code for a protein of 410 amino acids.
AUGUCCUUGGGUACUCAAAAUGAAAAUGAAGAUCAGCUUCAUAUUGUCAUGGUUCCUUGGUUAGCUUUUGGUCAUUUAAUACCAUUUCUUGAGCUCUCCAAGUCCUUGGCAAAGAUGGGUCAUCGUGUCUCUUUUAUCUCUACUCCUCGAAAUAUCCAAAGACUCGUUCAAAAUCAAUCUCCAUCUCCCUUCAUCAACUUUGUUUCUAUUCCCUUAGCUGAAGAUGAAAACUUGCGUGACCAAGCAGAGGCCACCGUCGACCUUCCUCCAGAAGAAGUUCCAUACUUGAAGAGAGCUUACGACAGUUUAGAAGGUCCAGUCUCCAUCUUCCUUGAAACUGCAAGACCGGAUUGGAUUAUUUACGACUUUGUUUCUCACUGGUUGCCACCCAUCGCGUCAAGGCUGGACAUUCCUGGUUGUUUCUUUAGCACAUUCAACGCAUCCGUCAAAUGUUUUUUCGGACCUCCAUCGGGUUUGAUGGAGAGUGAUAUAGAUGAUUCUAUCAGUAGGAAUAGGAAGACGCUGGAGGAUUUCACUGUUUCUCCCAAUUGGAUCUCAUUUCCUACUAAUUUGGCUUUUCGAAUCCAUGAAAUACGUAGAGUCUUCAGCAAUAUUGAGAUAAAGGUGCCAGGAGGAAUCUCAGACGCACAUCGGUUCAGAAGUACCAUACUAGGCUGUCAAGUCAUGGCUAUUCGGAGUUGUAUGGAAUUCGAAUCCGAGCACUUGGAUCUUCUUGAAAAGCUUUUCGAAAAACCAAUAAUUUUUGUAGGCUUACUCCCUCCUCCAUCACCAGGCGUGGGCGAAGGAGAUGACAAACAUGAAGAGUGGAUGAGGAUAAGGGAGUGGCUUGACAAACAAGAACAAAGAUCAAUGGUUUAUAUAACACUGGGAACUGAAGCAGCAUUGACUAAAGAAGAAACAUCAGAGAAAUGGUUUUCUAGAUCCAAGGGUCAAUGGAUUGCUGAUGGUGAAAGAAACUCAAAAUUCUUCCACAAAAAUGCAUCUUACAAUCAAAGAGUUAAUUCAAUAAAUUCUCUUUUGAUUGAUGGUGUUAUGAUUCAUGAUAAAGAUGUUAUUAAUGAGGAAGCAAAAAGGUAUUAUACAUAUGUUUUUACUGAGAAUGUGCGAGUAAGGCCUACUUUUAACAACCUUGUGCUUCCAAGUAUCAGUGUUCAGCAAAGCAUUUCAAUAGAGAAACCGUUUGAGGAGGAGGAAGUGAAGGAUGUAAUUUAG